Hymenoscyphus albidus is the source of this 1334-nucleotide messenger RNA. Lineage: Eukaryota; Fungi; Ascomycota; Leotiomycetes; Helotiales; Helotiaceae. The record is from the annotation of a GenBank genome assembly.
AUGUUCAACUCCAUGCUCAAAGCAACUCUGUUCGCCGCUCUUCUCUCAACAUGCAGCGGGCUCAAAUGGGGAGAAAUCAAACCUUACAAGGACGCUCAGUGUAAAGAAGAAUUGAAAUUCAGUUUCAAAGAGGACCCUCUGGACAAAGGCCAAAAUUUUAAGCUAGGAAAAGGUGUAGGAGCACCGGAAGUUGGAAACAAAUGGAAGGUAUACAAGGACACAAAGUUUGAAAAUGCAGCAGCGCCCAACGGCGGAGUGGGAAACUGGGUAUAUUGGGAUACUGGACCAAUUCCAAGCAAAUGCAGCGUUGUUUUCAUGCAGCCAUAUGCCGGCAACGUUGCAACUGGAGCCAUGGCAAAAGGCCAAGCACCUGGAAAUGUUGUUCUGACUACUAGUAAUAGUGGAUGUUACUUCACACAGAUACCUGUAAGUCUUCUUAUACUUUUCCUUAAGGUGUCUCGUUGUUUAACAGUAUACUGAUAUCUUAUAAUUCAGGUCGCCUCUACCUUCUACGCAACCUUCUGCUGUGGUACUCAGUGUGAUCACUACAAAGGGGAUGCACCAGACGGCGCUGCGAAGCCUAAGAAACGUUCUGACAUUCCUGUCAUGUCUCAGGAAGAUGCUUCAGCCAUCGCUGCAAAGGUAAGCAAUUCAGCUCCCAGAUACAUCAAUAAACCACGACCAAUUCAAAAAUGAAGGAUACCUUCGUUGAAGCUACCAUCUCAACCAGAAACUCCGGAUCUCUUGCAGCACGCGCAGUUGAAGUAAUGGGAAAGCGUGGGGCAUGUGCCUCUACCGAUAAAGCAUGUGCGGACAAGGUCUGGGCUGGUUGCAAAAUUGAAAAUGGACAAUCACGUCUCACUGCAGGUCUACAAGUCGCAGUAAGCAACAUCCAAAGUGCACAAGCGGGACCUGGAGUCACUGGUAGCUCGAUAUCCUCCAGUCUUUCGUUCACGAUCGGAACCUCGACAUCAGUUUCCACCACCACAUCUUUCUCAUCCACUCAAGGUCUCUCAAUGACAGUCACAGAAGGUGUCACUUUUCCUGUGGAAGCUCAGGUUGCUGUUGCUGCGUCAGUAUCGUUCACUGAAGGUCUGGAUAAAACUACUGGUCAUGAUAGCAGCAAGAGCAAGCAAGUGAGUGUUACUUAUACUAUGGGUAUGGUACCUGGAACCUCUGGUUUCAUGAGCUUUACUCCUUACUAUGAUUGUUACAGUCCAGUAAUUUCUUGUGGAAGUCAGAAGACUUGGGGGGCUAUUGAUGUGUGCUACCCACAUCUUCUUGGAGAUGGAACUCCUAAGGGAGAGUACACGAUUGUAGUCACAUGGUUAUGA